AUGAAGCUAUCCCUCGCCGCCCUCCUCUCCACUACAGCAAUUGCAACCGCCGCUGCUCGCGCGCACGUAUCUCGCUGCACGCAGAACGAUACGCUCGGCCUCCUCUCUCUACACGAGGGCCUCGUCUCGAUCCCCUCCCUCACCGGUAACGAGUCCGCCGUGACCACCUACCUAGCCUCCUACCUCUCGUCCCACAACUUCACCGUCGAGCUCCAGCAGGUCGCCGACGGCCGCAAUAACAUCUACGCCUACACCGGCAGCUCCCGGGAUGCCCGCGCGUUGCUCACAUCCCACAUGGACACCGUGGGCCCGUACAUCCCGUACGGGAUCACAGCCAACGGGACCAUCACGGGGCGGGGGUCGAACGACGCGAAAGGCUCCAUUGCGGCGCAGGUCGUGGCGCUGCAGCAGUUGCUUGCCGAUGGGUCUGUGGACGACGGGGACGUGGCAAUGCUGUUUGUGGUUGGUGAGGAGGUCGACGGCGCGGGUAUGAAGGCUGCGAACGACCUUGGCCUGUCGUGGGAGGCGGUCGUCUUUGGGGAGCCGACGGAGCUGAAGCUGGCGGUGGGGCAUAAGGGUGCGCUUGCGGUCAAGCUCGAGGCGUUUGGAAAGGCCGCGCAUAGUGGGUAUCCGCAGCUGGGGGUGGACGCGAAUAAGGCGCUGGUGACGGCGUUGUAUGGACUGGAUGGGGUGGAGCUGCCCGGGAGCGCGCUGCUGGGGAACUCGACGCUGAAUUAUGGGUUGGUGAGGGGCGGGGCGGCGGCGAAUGUGGUGAGCCCGUAUGCGAACGCGUCGAUUGCGGUGAGGCUGGCGGUGGAUGCGGAGACGAUCAAGGGGCAGCUGGAUGGGUAUUUUGGGGGUGUUAGUGGGGUGUCGUGGAGUUAUUUGGGGUUCUUUUAUGAUCCGGUGGUUUUGGAUUCGGAUGUUGAGGGUUUUGAGAAAGCGGUAAUGUCGUAUGGCACUGAUAUCCCGCACUUGAAGGGGGACCAUAAAAAGUACCUUUAUGGGCCUGGAUCCAUUACGACUGCGCAUAGUGAUCAUGAGUUUGUGAUGGUUUCGGAUCUGGAGGAGGCGGUGGAGGGAUACAAGAAGUUGGUGCUCCAUGCACUCAAUUAA
Morchella importuna is the source of this 1116-nucleotide messenger RNA. RefSeq lists its product as uncharacterized. The record is from RefSeq and is a predicted model, not a curated record. Lineage: Eukaryota; Fungi; Ascomycota; Pezizomycetes; Pezizales; Morchellaceae. Bases 1 to 1116 code for a protein of 371 amino acids. The transcript has 2 exons. Gene Ontology annotation, molecular function: hydrolase activity.